Molecule: messenger RNA, 3663 nt
Organism: Cercocebus atys (sooty mangabey)
Lineage: Eukaryota; Metazoa; Chordata; Mammalia; Primates; Cercopithecidae
Gene: LYL1
Product: lymphoblastic leukemia associated hematopoiesis regulator 1
Exons: 5
Coding region: 682-1524 (280 amino acids)
Biological process (GO): regulation of transcription by RNA polymerase II
Molecular function (GO): RNA polymerase II cis-regulatory region sequence-specific DNA binding; DNA-binding transcription factor activity, RNA polymerase II-specific; protein dimerization activity
Source: RefSeq, a predicted model, not a curated record
GCCCAGGGUCACGCGGCCCCAACGGGCCGGAAAGGGCUCUCCCUCACCCCCAUCAGCAUUGACAUUCGGGCAGGGAGUGUUCAAAGCCAAAGGGCAGACUCAGAGGACAUAAGAGGAGGCAGCUUCCCUGCCUCAGUUUACCCCCUGUGUGCAUCCAGGCACCUUCCUCCCCGGCUGCCCUCGGGCCCGGGUCCCCAGAGGCCCGGAGUCCCUCCAGUGCCUGGGGGAGCGGAAGGCGAAGCCCUGAGGGGUGGCGGACCGAGUCCCCGCCCGCUGGUUUCCUCCGGGGUCAGCCCGGCUCCUUAUCAGGCGCGGCCAGGCAGCCCGGCCCUUAUCUGCCCUGGGCCAGCAUCCUCCGGCCGCUGCGCCGCCAGGGGUGAGAGGGAGGAAACCGGGCCGCCGGGGGCGGGGAGAGGGAAGGCCGGCCCAGGAGCCGCUCACUUUCCCUGGAGGAGACCUAAGCGGAGACCUCGGCUAUCCUGGCCCUCCAAGGCCCACGAGGAGGCGCGGCCCAGCGCCGGGGCCUGGAGCAUUGAGGCCGGACCCGAGCGAGACAGCAGAGCCUGGCCUGACGCUGGAAACCACACCCUGGCCCAGACUGCCAACCCUGACGGGACAGAGCCAGGGCACUCACCAGGCUGCAGGAACAGUGCUGGGGUGAGUACCCCCACGUCGGGGUCCAUGUGCCCGCCUCAGGCACAGGCAGAGGUGGGCCCCACCAUGACUGAGAAGGCAGAGAUGGUGUGUGCCCCCAGCCCAGCGCCUGCCCCACCCCCUAAGCCUGCCUCACCUGGGCCCCCGCAGGUGGAGGAGGUGGGCCACCGAGGAGGCUCCUCGCCCCCCAGGCUGCCACCUGGUGUACCAGUGAUCAGCCUGGGCCACAGCAGGCCCCCAGGGGCAGCCAUGCCCACCACAGAGCUGGGCACCCUGCGGCCCCCGCUGCUGCAACUCUCCACCCUGGGAACUGCCCCACCCACUUUGGCCCUGCACUACCACCCUCACCCCUUCCUCAACAGUGUCUACAUUGGGCCAGCAGGACCUUUUAGCGUCUUCCCUAGCAGCCGGCUGAAGCGGAGACCAAGCCACUGUGAGCUGGACCUGGCUGAGGGGCACCAGCCCCAGAAGGUGGCCCGGCGCGUGUUCACCAACAGCCGGGAGCGCUGGCGGCAGCAGAACGUUAACGGCGCCUUCGCCGAGCUGAGGAAGCUGCUGCCGACGCACCCGCCCGACCGGAAGCUGAGCAAGAACGAGGUGCUCCGCCUAGCCAUGAAGUACAUUGGCUUCCUGGUGCGGCUGCUGCGCGACCAAGCGGCAGCUCUGGCCGCAGGCCCCACCCCGCCCGGGCCCCGCAAACGGCCGGUGCACCGGGUCCCAGACGACGACGCCCGCCGGGGAUCCGGACGCAGGGCCGAAGUGGCAGCGCGCUCGCAGCCCGCGCCCCCGGCCGACCCCGACGGCAGCCCCGGUGCGGCGGCCCGGCCAAUAAAGAUGGAGCAAACCGCUUUGAGCCCAGAGGUGCGGUGACCGCACGCGCCAGCAUUUCUGAGCCGGAGGGCACCAGGGACUCGGCCCAGGGCCGUCGAGGAAAGGGCAGUGGACGUGCUGCGCGUGUUCGGGUGCGAACUCCCCCGAAGAAGGACCAGUGAAGACGUCAGGGGCAAGGUCUCGGGGGUCCGGAAGGGUGAUCAUCGCCCCCCAAGGGACCCGCAGACUCUUAAAAAAAAAAUCACCCACCGCCCUGUGGAAGUGGCCUUGCCUGGUUCCCCUUCGCAGGGGCGCGGUUGGCAAACUAACAUGGCAGAGCAGUCACAGGACCCAAGUGGUGCCUCAUUUUUUCCGGGCUGGGUUCGCGGGGGGAGGCCAGGAGGGGCUGGGGAGCCUUAGCUUUUCUCACCGUCGGCCCCUCCCGGAGACCCAGGGACAGACGCUUGUCGACGGCGUCUGCUGCGCUCGCGGCGCUUGGAGAGAGGCGCAGAAUCCAAGUUGGGGACGCACCCUACCGACCCCGACCCAGUCCCGCACGGUCGCGUUAGCGAAGGGUCAGGCGCUCCUGCGUUUGUUUUUCUUUAUUUCUUUAUUUCACAUACACAUUAGCCAUUCAAUGGAGAAGCCGGAGAGAGUCAGGCAAAGAUGGUAUAACAGAAGCGCAGUGACGGGGGCGGGGCGGGGCGGGGCGGAGAGGGAACAGACGGGCUGGCUGCCUACUUGCAUUCCGCUAGGACACUGAAAACCCAGAAAACAAAACAGACAGUAAACUACCCUUGUUUCUUAUGUAUCUCAGUGCAGAGACGGGGGGUGGAGGGCAGAGAAGAGGGGGAGACCAGGCUGAAGGAGGAGGAGCAGAGGGAAGGGGACGCUAAGGGGGAAGCACACCAAAUCCAUUAGUACUAUAUAUAGAUACUCGUAUAUACUGCGUUUCUUAGCCUAAGAAGAAACUUGUUUGACGGGACGGGCGGCCUUUGCGGUCCGCGAUGCUGGUGCUGGUCGGGCGCACGGAUCUCCCGGGAGGGGCCGAAGCGGGGCUGGCCCAGGCUGGCUUGCGGGGGGAGGGGGGCGCCCCGAGGGUGGGUGGGGUGGGGGGAAGCAGAGGCGGGGCUGGGGUGCCCCUCGGGCUCUCGAUUGGGGGACGAAAGUUCUCGUGACUUUAUUGCUCCUUUAUUUUCUCUCGUGUGGGGGGUCUGUUCAGCACGGUCGGGGUGGGGGAGUGGUGGGUCGUCUGAGCCACCCGGCCCCUCUGGGACCCAGAGCGCGGCGUCCGCUCCGCCAGCACGGGGGUGAGAACAAGGCACUAGGUCGGCCGGCCAGCGCGGGGGCGGGUGUGUAAGGCAGUCGACAGGGCUGGUUGCGGGGUGGGGCGGGGCUGUGUGCGGGGCCGUGUGCGUGCGUGCGUGCGGGCGCGGGCCUGGGCAAAUCGACCUGUCAGCGUGGCUGGUCCUGUCCUGGAGCGUCGAGCCUUCCCGGUGUUCCCCGGAGGGGGUCGGGGAUAGGAUGAGAGAUGUUGAAUGGGGGCGGGAGGGGCGCCGGGAAAGUGGGGAGGAAACUACCAACUUGCUGAGCGCGCUCCUGAUAAUGCUGGUGAGGGUCAAGUUGGCGUCUGGCUCAAAGAAGGGCGCUCGGGGCAGAGAGGGAGGGAGGGAGGGGACGUUUGUUCGUUGGCAUUGACCUCUGCGGGGGAGGGGCCAGGGACCCCUGCCGCGCCCCUGUACCCAGACGGGGAUGGGGCGAGGAGGGGGUGCUGGGCCCCAGGGAGGGGCGCCCGGGGAGACCCGCGACCGGAGCAGUCCAGCCGCCGGGGGCACGCCGCUGUCCCGUUCCGUUAAACUCAACAAAGAAGGGAUAUGCGUAUUCCUAACAAGUGCAGGAUAUUUAAUUGAUUCAUAAACUUAUGUAUAAUAGUUUGUGGGUUCUUUAAAACGUACUUUAUAAUGUAAGAAGCACCAGGGUUUUAUGUUUAAUUAUCUUAAAAAUAAUUUUUCUCUCGUCCUUUUCCUUUUUGAUCUUGUGUUGGUUAUUUUUUAAAUGUCGAGGUGUUUUUUUUAAACUCUAAAAUGUGAACGUUUCCUUCAGCCCUCCCACCGAAACUGAGAACGAACGACGAAACAAAUAAAAACCCCAGAUCAUCCUCGUCAACGCAGGAAAACGACUUGAAAAAAAAAAAAAAAA